Messenger RNA from Caenorhabditis bovis, 600 nucleotides. The record is from the annotation of a GenBank genome assembly. Lineage: Eukaryota; Metazoa; Nematoda; Chromadorea; Rhabditida; Rhabditidae.
AUGUCGCAACUAUUAUUGGCGGUAUUGAUCGCCGUCGUCGGAAUCGUUCAAUCAUCGGUAAAAUGCCCAAAAGGAACGUUCGGAACUGAACUCGAAUGCGCGUUUGAAUGCUGCACAUCGUUCGAGGGACCCAAUCAAGGCUAUUACUGUUGUGGUGUCGAGGAGAAGAACCUGAUAGAUCGCGGGGCUGAUGGCGGAGCGAGAGCUGAGCGAUUCGUCGCCUACGGCAACACCUUCCAGGUCGAUUACACGAUGCUCAUCAUCGGCCUGAUCGUCUCGAUCGUCUUGUCGAUUCUCCUCUCAUUCUUCUGCUGCCUUCUCUGCAACGGCUGUUGGCUUCAUCGUCGUCGCAAUCCGCAACAAUACGAGACGGUGCAUGACAAUGGAUGGUAUCCAAUAUGCUGCGGCUUCGGCAUCCCAAUGGGAACCGUCGUCUUCUCGACACACCCGCCGCAGUAUCGCGACGACAGCGAAAUGUACGGUUCGUCGAUGUCGAGUCUGCCAUCGUCGAAGCAAAGAGUUCGAUUCAAUCCCGACGGCACACCGCGAGGCGUUCUGAAAAACGGACACGAGGGUCAAGCCGGCUACUAUCGAGAUUAA